AUGUCAGUAAUAGAAACCCCCUCCAAAGCAGCUGCGGCCGCUCUCUCCUCCAUCGAUCUCAACUCGGUAAAACCCAAAGAUCUCUUGUCAAAGCUCAAAGCUGUUGAACAACCUACCAAACAUGUCGUCGUUGAUUCCAAGUCCAUCUCCACCCCCACCCCUGUUGAAGAACCCGUAGAAGAUGUUCGUCAACGGUUCGUCGGUGAUCUCGACUGUGAAGAGAAAGAUGAACCUCUUCUCAAAGAAACCACCAGUCGUUUUGUUCUUUUCCCUAUCAAGUACCGCGAGAUUUGGCAAAUGUACAAACAGGCUCAAGCUUCUUUCUGGACUUCAGAAGAGAUCAACCUUGCUCCCGAUCUACACGACUGGGAGAAUAAACUCAAUGAUAACGAGAGAUAUUUCAUCGAACAUGUUCUUGCCUUCUUCGCUGCUUCUGAUGGCAUCGUCAAUGAAAACCUCGUCGAACGUUUUUCUGCAGAAGUCCAAGCUGCCGAAGCUAAAUGUUUCUACGGUUUUCAAAUCAUGAUGGAAAAUAUUCACUCCGAAACUUAUUCCCUCCUUAUCGAUACCUAUAUUAAAGAUGUCGACAGACGUAAUUAUCUCUUCGAAGCUAUCGACACCAUUCCCUGUAUCCGCAAGAAAGCAGAUUGGGCACUCCGAUGGAUAACCGACACUCGUUCCACGUUCGCCGAACGUCUCAUCGCUUUCGCAGCUGUUGAAGGUAUUUUCUUUUCCGGUUCAUUCGCUUCAAUCUUUUGGCUCAAGAAAAGAGGUCUUAUGCCCGGCCUCACUUUCUCCAACGAAUUGAUCUCUCGUGAUGAAGGUUUACAUACCGAUUUCGCUUGUCUACUUUUCACCCAUUUACGACGUAGACCUCAUCCUUCUACAGUGGAGAAGAUCAUUCGUGAAGCAGUUAAAAUCGAACAAGAAUUCUUGACUGAUGCUCUACCCGUUUCUCUCAUCGGAAUGAACGCAAAACUCAUGUGUCAAUAUAUCGAAUUUGUCGCCGAUAGACUUCUCGUUGCUCUGGGUAAUGAUAAAAUUUGGAACGUUUCAAACCCUUUCGACUUUAUGGAGAUGAUUUCUCUUCAAGGGAAAGCCAACUUUUUCGAAUCACGAGUAUCGGCUUAUUCUAAAUCGGGUGUCAACCAAAGUGUCGGUUCGACGACGGAUCAUCAAGCUGUCAAGAAAGGUUUCUCGCUGGACGAUGACUUUUAAUGGGUGGAGAUUGGAUGGAAGUGGGAAGAGAGAUCUAAUUUUCUUGGUAGUAGCUUGGACUUGAUCGGGCGAUGUGAUGGAGUUUGUAUUGGUCAACACAGACCAAGGAUACUUUAUGCGAUAUAGAAUGUGGGUCGCAUAAAAGUAUGCCAUGAACAUGCAUUGUAUCGUAUCAAU
Messenger RNA from Tremella mesenterica DSM 1558, 1395 nucleotides. RefSeq lists its product as uncharacterized. NCBI's taxonomy places the organism in Eukaryota, Fungi, Basidiomycota, Tremellomycetes, Tremellales, Tremellaceae. The coding region runs from base 1 to 1218 and encodes 405 amino acids. The transcript is spliced from 4 exons. Gene Ontology annotation, molecular function: oxidoreductase activity. The record is from RefSeq and is a predicted model, not a curated record. Gene Ontology annotation, biological process: deoxyribonucleotide biosynthetic process.